AUGACUCCACGGCAAGCUAUUCAACAAAUCAGCGAAAGACGGCAUUUGCAAAACAUCACAGCCAAAAAAGUUUAUUUUGCGGAUGAAAGGUACCAUAACGUUUGUGAGGACACGCCAUGGUUGGUAAACAAAACAGAAUAUGAAGCAAACAAAGAGAUUAAGCAAAGUAAACUUGAAGAAUUUUUGGCUCAAAGUGUAGAAGACCCGCGGAGUAUACCUUGGAUCGAGAGGACAUACACUACACUAAGUAUGUAUCCAACACCAGGAAACUACCUUCAAGGUAAUGCUGUUUUGACAAAAUCCAGAGAAUCUCCAACAAGAUUCUAUGAUUGUAAUAAAGAACGGCAAAGAAAAACAUCUGACGUUUCUUUCACUACUUUGUACACUACAUUUAAGAAUGCGAGCGACGGAAACCCGAGAGCAAGGUGUCAGAAAAUGGACGUUGUUUCUAAACCUAAAGCCAAAAGAGUAGGAAGGGUUGACAGUUGGUCUGAAAGUGAAUAUUCUCACUCGGGAAUGUCUAACAUACGUGGUAUGGCAAAGAAAAUCCAUGAUAAAUCCACUGCGAUGGAGAGUAUCUUUACAGCGAAUGAAAAAGACAGAUUAAAGCCUGAAAGAAAGACAGUCGAUUACAAAGUUGUCGGAACGGCUAAACACUUUGAAGAACAGGGUCAAAGAGUAAAUAAUAGUGGAACUAGUAGUCGAGGGAUGGAUGGAAACGAUUCAACUAAACGAAUUCGAUUGCAUAUUUAUGUUCCCACAGCAGAAAUGAACAGUUAA
This is a messenger RNA of Paramuricea clavata, 780 nucleotides long. Lineage: Eukaryota; Metazoa; Cnidaria; Anthozoa; Malacalcyonacea; Plexauridae. The record is from the annotation of a GenBank genome assembly.